CACCGUUCAGUCGAACAUAUCCGUUUAGCGCGAACGCUCGGGAGUAUACCGUGUGCGCCAAAAAAGCACACCUCCCACCAGUAGUGGUUAGUCGUAGUUUGCAGGAACAAAAUAUAUAUAUAUAUAUAUUAUAUUUUAUACGUGUAUAUAUAUACAUAUAUAUUAUUAUUAUUAUUAUAUAUAUAUAUUAUAUACAGCAACAACAACAACAACAACAACAACCACCCAAAAUCACGUAAUAAUAUAUAUAUAUAUAUAUAUGUAUAUAUAUAUUUUUAUACAUCACCUUUAAUAAUCGCCGUGUUAUCAAUAGAGAAUUGACUUUUGUUGUAAAAAAUCGAGUGUACAUCAUCGUUACGUCGACGGUCGUGUCAAUCGCCGACGACACCACCGCUGCCGCUACCGCCGCCGUCACCGCUGCCGGGUUAACCACCACCACCACCACCACCACCACCACCACCGCAACGGACACCACGUGAACAACAAAUUCGUAUUCAAUUUCGUGUUACAUAUUAUUAUAAUAUAUAAUAAUAUAUAAUAUAAUUGUGUGUGCGCGUGUUUAUAUUAUCUGUCUGUCUCUGUCUCUCCGUUUCCGUUUCUCGGCGUCUGUGUGUGUCUCUCUCUAUAUAUUUUAAUAUUUAUCGUACGCGGGUGUUACUCUCCGCAGAGGUGUCUCUCUCGCGCCGGUCGAGUCGUUCAUAUUCGCAACGAAAAUAAAUUAUUUGUAUUUUUAGUUUUUUUCGAAAUCAAUCCGUUCGCUGUCCGCCGGUCGUAUUCGCGCCAUUCGCUUUCGCCGCCGCCGUCCGAUCGAAUAAAAUCGAAACGCACGUGAACUGUGCAGCAGAAGUGUGCGUAUACCUACUGCAAAUAUAAAGUAAUAUCAACCGGCUAGUUCGCGUAUAUAUAUAUAUAUAUUACACACGUCGGACACGACACACACUCGCCCACGACACACUUAUCGCGCUUCACCCCUUCGUUCGGUCGUCGCCAAAAGUUAACACACAAACACACACACACGCGAGCGCGCACGCGUGAGUUAUUAUCGUUAUCGCAUUAUAUCGUCUGAACGAUGGAAUCGCAGAGCGCACAGGACGCAGUGACCGUGGCCGCGGAGGUGCCCAACGACCCUGGGAAAAUGUUCAUUGGCGGUCUUAGUUGGCAGACUAGUCCAGAAUCAUUGAGAGAGUACUUCAGUAAGUUUGGAGAGAUAACUGAAGUGAUGGUUAUGAAAGAUCCAACGACUCGCCGAUCAAGCCGUGUUGCUGUAGCUGAUCAGACCGCUGGAAACGAAAACGAGCUGAAAUAUGUGUCAAGGGGAUUCGGAUUCGUCACUUUCGCAGAUCCGUCCAGCGUGGACAAAGUUCUGGCACAAGGAUCACACGAGUUGGACGGCAAAAAAAUCGAUCCGAAAGUGGCAUUUCCGCGACGAGCACAUCCGAAGAUGGUGACUCGAACGAAAAAAAUCUUUGUCGGUGGAUUGUCGGCGCCAACAACGUUAGAAGACGUCAAAAACUACUUUGAGCAAUUUGGACCGAUUGAAGACGCGAUGUUAAUGUUCGACAAACAAACAAAUCGACACAGAGGUUUCGGUUUCGUGACUUUCCAUUCGGAAGACGUAGUAGAUAAAGUCUGCGAAAUACAUUUCCACGAAAUCAACAGUAAAAUGGUGGAGUGUAAAAAGGCGCAACCGAAGGAAGUGAUGCUGCCGGCCAACCUGGCGAAAACGCGAGCAGCUGGCCGCGGGACUUACGAUUUUAUGUGGCCAUUGGGGACCUUGCCUGACGGUUUUCCGGCGGCUGCGUACGCGGCUUACGCCUCUAGCCGAGGUUUUUCGGGUUACCCUAGUUUCGGACUCUCGUAUCCAGCAGGGGUCGCCAUUAUCGGGACCAGACCUCGGUGCGGUAUUACUCCAGCCCAAUGCCAUAACGUGAUGAGCAAUUACCACCAUCAGGCAGCCGCGGUCGCCGCACAAGGUUUCGGGCCACCAGCGUCGCCGCACACCGGCGGCCCCGGCAACCCGCGGGCCGCCGCGUUCCCGCCGGCCACGUCGCCCGGCCCCGGCGCCCCGUCCACCAUGGACAUGUACAGCUCGAACCCGGCCGAUUACGUGCAAGCAGCGUCACCGCAACCGUCCGCGUUCCCCGCGAUCGCCGUCUCACGUGCGCCCAUUAAUUACAAUCCUGUAGGGGCCUUUGAUUCCGGCCGCUUUUACCAAUGGGUACCACUGAACAACGCAAGAGUCAAUAAAUUUCUUCCAUCGUAAGGUUGACCGAUAUUAGUCGCCCCUAUGCGUGUGAUUGACUCAAUAACUCACAACUAUCACCAGAGAUAUAUAUAUAAACGUCUCACUCACUCUCACUUACACCAAAGGUUUUCUUUCUCAAUAAUGCUAUUAAUAAUAAUCGUUUCUAUAUUAUAUAAUAAUUAUAAUGAUUUAAAAUAAAAAAAAAACAUGUUUUAUUAUAUUAAUAAUGUUUAUAUUAUGAUAACAAAUAAAAAAAAAUUAAUAUAUAAGAUAAUUACAUUAAAGAAAAAAAAAAUUAUUAUUAUUAUAUUCGUUUUUUUUUUUUUAGGGUUUUUAUUAUUAUAUAAAUGAAAUUACCCAAAAUAUGUAAAUUUAAUAAUAUUAACUUAAUACUUAUAUUAUAUAAUAAUAAUAACUAUACCUAAACUAAUUAUAAUCUCUGAACGAUAAAUCAAACCAGAAAAUCGGAAAAAAAAUUGUCGCGUGUUGCUCAUUAUAAGAAUAAGGGCGCAGCCGUAUAAUAAUUGUAGAAUAGAAAAAAACCAAAUCAGGACCAUCUAAUUAAGAUCUCAUAAUGAAUCACACACACAAUAUCUAGGCAGUAGUAAUAACGAAUAACACUGAUAUAAUAUCAACAACUGUCGUCGAAUUGAUGAGCGUCUCGGGAAACCUUCAUAAAAUAUAAUCACAACAAUAAUGUGUAUAAUACUAUACACUUAUGGUAUGAAUUGCGUUAGGUUUAUAAUAUAAUAUAAUCAUCGACCGGGGGGGGGGGGGGGGAUUCGACAACUUAGAUCAAAUGCCAUUCGACUUCUUAAAGCAGAUGCGAUUCGGCACUCGACGAUUCACCCAUCUACAGCGCAAAUAAUACAAAAGUAACCUCGUGUCGAUCCACUGAGACGCAACUCGCGACGACAUCGCCGUUUUGUCGUUAUUAUUACCUGAUCACAUUUUAAUUGCCAUGAAAAUUGGUUCACAACUACAUUUAUUAUAUAUUCUGUAUACAUCUUUGAUUUUCUCGUCCUAUGCUAUGAAAAAAAAAAAUUAAUUCUGUUUAAAAAUACGCGUUGCGAAGUAGAAAACAAAUUUUGAAACGGAAAAGUUCAUCGAUCUAGCACACUGCUGAACGAUAUAAAUUGUUUAUAAGUUUAAUUUUUAGAUUGAUCAUAUUUAUAGUAUAAUAAUUAUUACUAACGUAUUUAUUAUUUAUUUACUAUGAUAAUAUAAUAUAUUGGAAAAUAAUAAUUACUUAUCGAACCGACGGGUAAAUGUUUUAUUAUUAUAAUGGUUACAAUUAUAAUAAUAACACAAUGACGGUCGCUCGUCGUGAGUGUAAUUUUUUUGGUUUUUUUAACUAUAAUAAUAUAAUGGGCCACAAUAAUAUUUUUAACUCACCUCUCCCUCAAAUAAACUACCGCCACCGCCACCACCACUAAUACCUCCACCUUCACUACCACCGAUUCGAUGUGUGAAUUAUUUACGGUUUUAAUUUUUUUUUUUUUCGUUUUUGCUAUUUCAUAUUUAUUUAUUUACGGUGAUAAUCAAAUUUUUGUUUUAUUAAUAUAAUUAUUAUUAUUUUUUGUUUUUUUUUUUUUUAACGAACAAUUAUUAUGAUAAACCAAUAGACUAUAAUAUAUUAUAAUUAUUAUUAUCAUUAUUAUUAUUAUUAUUAUUAUAAUAUGUUUGUUACGUAUUUUUAAAAUUAUUCUUUGUCAUUGAUUUUUUUUUCGUUUUUUCGUUUUCUUUUUUUUUAAUUUGUUAUCAAAAUAUUGAAUUAAAUAUAAUUGUUGUUAAAAUAUUAUUGUUAUUACGGUUUUAAACGUAUCUUUAAAUUAAUAAUAAUAUAAUUCGUCAAUAGUUUAAUUUAACAUUAUAUAUACAUAUUAUAAUUUUUCUUCUCUUCUUUUGACUUAUCUUAAAUAUGAUUAAGUGUAAUUUGUUUGUUUUUUUUUUUUUGGAUAUCCCCGUUUUCCCAAAUCCCCUCGCUGCCCCGUUCGAAUAAAUAUAAAAUAUUGUAUUAUAAUAUUAUACAACACAAUGUAUUUAUAAUAUAUAUGAAUAAUUACAAUAAUAAUAGCUAUAUAUAAUAAUAUAAACGUUCUGUUUCUUUAAGCAUAACACCAAUAACCAAGUCCAUAUUAUAAUAUAAUGCAUAGUCAUUUGUACCGCUAUUUUAUGUAUAUAUAUAUAUAUAUAUAUAUGCGUGUGUAUAUAUAUAUAUAUAUAUAUAUAUUGUUUUGGUAUUGAUCGUGUUCAAAUGACUGUAUUUCAAUAAGUAUAUUUUAUCUAUAAUAUAUAAAAUACAACAUUUCGGCGUGGACAAAAAAAUGAUUACCUACAUCAUUUUUGUAACGCGCAGUUUUGUGAGAAAUCGAAUUUGCGUCGUUCGCAAUUGCCUUUGCAACUACCGUCCAGUGUGUACAGCGUGUGACGGGGUAGAAUAUGUAGACGAUGGUCAGGAGGGUAAAGAAACAUGAAAUGAAAAAAAAAAUUGAAAAAUUUUAUGGUUGGCGAACAUUUUGGUAGUCCAAGUAUGAUAAUAAUAUUAUAGCUACAUAUUAUUAUAAUAUAAGACAAUUACAUUCGUUUUCGACUUUAAGGCGCGGCGUGUCGUCUGUAAUCGGACUCAGGUUUUCGACGAAUUAGUGGUAAACCCAAAGGGCGGGGUGGCAUUAUUGCCCGCUAUAAUAAUAAAAAAAUUAAAAUUGAACUCGACCUUACAGCUAAAACGAUGUCACGAAAAUCACAUUUGAUAAGUUCGUCCCACGAAGGCCAACUACACGUGUACGUGCAAGAGAUACACGUCGAUCUAAUAUCGAUGUAGUCUUAAACUACAUCGACGUCAUCUAAAUCCCUACCAUCACCACCAACAACAUUCUCGAGCGCGUACUCACGGGAGCGCCGUGAUUUUUGAUGACAUUUGUCGCCCGUCAAAAACUAUUACUAAAUCACCAGUCGCCCGCCACCGAGCAUUUUAAUGAUCCUCCACCACCUGCCAUCAAAUCAUCUGACGAUCGUGUAUCAAUAAGAAUAAUAGCAAUAAAAUCAAUAGUCACUAUCAGUUAUUAUAUCGUGAGUAGAUCGCAGGCCACCAUAUAGCAUGCCAAAAUCUAAAACGCCACAUCAGGCGUUUUCGGUAUCCAUUACUCGCGAUCGGUCGGAGACGUCAUGAGACGACAUUUUUGUGCCUCCACGUGUAUUAAUUAAGUCAGUGGUCGAAAUGAGGUACGUGGAUAUUGUGUUACCCUUCGACUUAAUUUCGUUCACAUAUUUCAUCCCCCGACAAAAUUGUCGGUAAAAAAUCAAUGCGCCAUUUCAAUCAACAAAAUGUGUCUUAUAUUAUGCGAUUAGGUUUAAACAUUGUGACUAAAUAUUUAUUUUAUGCUUAGUGAAAAUAAUUGAAAAUCGAGACCUUUAAGUUACGUUGUUGGAGUUUGAUUACAUUAUUCGAAACACACGUAGGUGGCUUAUUCUAAUCCACUUCGAUAACUCAUAAAACAGUGUUCAAUACGCUUCCGUUUAUAAACGCAUUGCAGACAGACCAUUCUUUAAUUCGUCAUUAACAACAUGCCUUAUAUAAUAUUAUCAUUAUAUUCGCAACGGUGGUAUCAAAAUCCUAGUUAUAUUCCGCGAAGUAAUUCGCACGUUCGUCGAUUCACCACCUAUCCAACCCCCGGAAACGACGAUGGCGUUGUAAUUUUUUUAUUCAUUUUUGUUUUCAUCUUCUUCAUUUUGAACCACUAUUAUUGCUGCAACAAUCGCGGGAAAUCGUAAUUUUGUUCAACAUGAUAAUCAAGUAUAACAGACAAUACACGUCUAAUUCCCCAUCGGUAAAUAAAAUGUUAUACAUCGCGUUGAAUCCGAGGACUAUAAAUUAUAGAAACUAUACUACCUAUAUUAGUCUAAAAUCGAUAUGACGAUUUGAAAAUAAAAAAUAUUAAAUUUAUGAAUACGAUUUAAAAUUGUAUUUCAUCAACUGCUAUUAUACAUCUAAUAUAAUAAUUCGUAAUGAUUCAUACAAUUUCGGUGAUUAAAUGUCACUAUUACUAUCAAGGAUUUAUUAUUUUUUAUAAGAAAAUAAUAUUUUAAAUCGUUUCAUUGCUUCCAAUUUCUUAUAACCAUAAUUAUUUUUACAAUCGUCAUUACAUAAUUUAGAUUGAAAAACAAACAUAAGCCCCGUGGUUUAAGAUAAUGCACUUGCAUUAUACAAAAUGUGAUGUGGUCGUUCGAGUUAGCCCUGAAUUCCGAGGAUUACUAUUGAAGAGUUGAGGUCUAAUUCGUGGUAGGUAGGUACGCUCUUUAGAUAGUUUCCCAUUUAUACAGAUACACGUUGCUAUAUAUAAUAUCGAUAUACUUACCGACGCCACUUCAUUAAAUCCCAUCUUCAAAACAUUCCUACAUUCGAUCCGAACAUCACCAUUUAUCCUACGAUAAACGAAAUCGGAAAACGUUAAUAUUAUUUUAUCAUAAUAUACGAAAUAUGAUGGAUGGUCAGCAAAAACGAAAUGCGUACCCCGCUAAAGUAAAAUAAAAAAAAGCCAUGUACUUUGUAAAUAUAGUAAGUGUAUUACGAUCAAAAAAAUUAUAAUUAUAAAAACAUUAUUAAUAAAAAAAAUAUGUACUUAUAUUAUUAACGAUAAAUUAUAUUUGAAUAAUAUUGUGUACAUAUUUGCGUAUCCAAUUAAUUUAUAUUAAAUCUACAAUCGUAGAUAAAUUUUAAAAUAUUUACCUAUAUAUAAAUAUAUUAUGUAUUUAUGUAUAAAUUAUUAUUAUUUAUUACCUAUUACAUUUGUCGCUAUGACUAAAGAAAAUAAAACAUAAUAUAAUAUAGCCAUUUAUAAUAAUAAGUUUAAAUAAUAAUUUUUAAAUAUAUAAAAUUAGGUAUAUUAUUAUUAGGUAAUAACCUAUUCUAGGCACACACACACGCGCGCAUUUGUAGAAUUGUGGUUCAUUAUAAAAAUAAAUCGCUCUUGUAUUGCUCUAUUAUAAAUAUUAUAAUAUACGAUUGCUUUUGAAAUAUUAAUUUAUACACUGUUAAGUGAUUUCGUUUAUUAUUAUAAUGGUUUUUUCUUUUUUAUUUAUAACAUGUGAUAUUCAUUAUUAACAUUUCGUAAGACUAAUAAAAUAUGUAUAAAAAUAAAAAAUCGCUGUACCUAUGUAUUUAACCCGUAAGUGAUUUGGAAAUGUAUUCACCUUUUUUGUUUUUGAUUAAUGGGCCCCCGGGGAGGAAAAUACAACAACAAUUAGGUAAUACAAUAUUACAACAACGUUUGUUUGUUACUGUAAUAAUAAUAUUAUAAUAGGUAAAUAUUACUAAACACAUAAUAAUUAUAAUUUAUAGCAAUUUUAUUAGUAUACGUCAUACGCCGUUACGUUCUAGACAUUAAAUCGUAGAAUUUCAUGAAAUUAACUCCAUACAAUAGUAUGUAGUCACGUUAUUAUUCUCAUUUUGAUUUUGAAAAUAUUAAGCUAUAAUAAUAUAUACACGAUACGUUUGUCAACAUAAUAUGAUAUUAUAAUAUUUACUUUACAAAAGGAUAAAAGAAGCUCAAUUUUUUUUUAACACUAACGAUAUUUUAAAUUUUUGUCUUGAAACUUUAAACUAUAUACGUUUGCAUCGUAAAUUCUAUCCCACUCCCUCUAUCCAAUCUCUACCCUCCCUCUCUCUCUCUCUCUCUCUAUAUAUAUAUAUAUAUUGUAUACAUAAACUUAGAAGUGAAUAAGUAAGUCGCACACCUAUGCUAUACGGUAUAAUAUACAUGUUAUAUCCGAUUUCGACCCAAUGACGGUAUAUAUAAUAAUAAUAAUAUAUAAUAACUAUGUGAAACUUGAUAAUAAUAUUGACGAGAUUUGUAUAUAAUCUCUGUCUAGUAACAGUGGCAAUUCAAUACCAUAUCAAUGCUAAACAUCUGAAACUAAUGUUUAGCAAUUUAUUAUGGCAAUAAUUAGCGUAUAGUAGUGUACACGAUUUUUUUUUUAUAUAAUAUAUAACAUAUAUAUAUACAUAUAUAUAUAUAUUUAUAUAUGUAUAAUUAUAUACAUUUUAUAUAUACAUAAUAUUAUAUACUUAUGGUACCAAAAAAUAAAUGAAUAAAAUAUAUAAUAUUAUACUAUGUUAUGUUGCAAUAAAACGCUGUGAUUCUGGUGUGAAAUCCGGUACUGAUGUGUGGGCGCGCAAGUGCGAUUUUCAAGUUAUUAUAAAUACAUUAUGAACGCUGGUAAAUGAACAACAAUAUAAAAUUAAUAUAAUUAAUACGUUUAUGAUUAUUGUAAGAAAUGUACCUAUUUUUUUUUUUUUUUUUAUCCAUAAAGUUUAAAACUUAUUAUUAUACAUCGGACCGAUUUAUAGUAUACUAUAUAAUAAUAAAUAUUACUAUACAUCUGUAACUAAAUUAUUGAUUAUUAUUAUUAUUAUUAUGAUUAUAACAAUAUUACCGUAAUUUUAAUAUAUAUUAUUAUAAUUAUAUAUAUAUUUUUUUUUGUCUUUCAUACUAUGUGUGUAACCGCAGUGUAGCGAUAUUAUUAUUGUCCAACGAUUUGUGUCGAUUGUCGAGGUCGGGUCGAGAGCAUAUAAAAAUGAAAAACAAAAAUUGUCAUUUUGCGUUUUUUUUUUUUUUAUAUUUCAAUGAAGACCUUGCUAAUCAAACAAUACCUAUGUAUAUUAUACACACCACGUAAGCGUGUGCGGGACAUUGCAAUUUAUGAGUAAAUAUUUAUCAAUUAAUCAAUUCUAAUUUAUAACCGUACUAGUUAAUGACCUAUAUAUUACAAUUCUUAAACUAUACUUUCGUUAUAAGAAACUAUAUUAUGUUAUUAUAUUAUUAUGGUUAUUAUUAUUAUUAUAAUAAUAUAUUAGAUUUUAAA
Metopolophium dirhodum (rose-grain aphid) is the source of this 9109-nucleotide messenger RNA. RefSeq names its product RNA-binding protein Musashi homolog Rbp6 (gene Rbp6). Lineage: Eukaryota; Metazoa; Arthropoda; Insecta; Hemiptera; Aphididae. The record is from RefSeq and is a predicted model, not a curated record. Gene Ontology annotation, cellular component: cytoplasm. Gene Ontology annotation, molecular function: RNA binding. The transcript is spliced from 16 exons. Bases 1070 to 2263 code for a protein of 397 amino acids.